Cydia amplana is the source of this 1439-nucleotide messenger RNA. RefSeq lists its product as uncharacterized. The transcript is spliced from 4 exons. The record is from RefSeq and is a predicted model, not a curated record. The coding region runs from base 119 to 1072 and encodes 317 amino acids. Gene Ontology annotation, molecular function: mRNA binding. Lineage: Eukaryota; Metazoa; Arthropoda; Insecta; Lepidoptera; Tortricidae. Gene Ontology annotation, cellular component: nucleus.
GUCAUUUUUCGGCGCCAUUUUGUUACUACAGUGAAGCUGGCUCCAGUGUGGUGUGUCGCGCUAAAUGUUAUACUGAUUAUUUUAAUAAUUAAGGAUAGAUAUAAGAAGUGAACAAAAUAUGGUGCCGCAAACGAAAGUGUUCAUCGGGAGCCUGCCCCAGGGCUCGAAGCCGGAGGAGCUCCGCAAACUGUUCGAACGCUUCGGCGUCGUGACAGAAUGCGACAUAAUGAACCGGUGCGGCUUCGUGCACAUGCAGACCGAGGAUCAGGCGGCGGCCGCCAUCCGGGGCUUAAAUAACGCGACCUUCAACGGCGGCGUCAUCACGGUCGAGCGCGGCCGGAUCAAGGAGCGGGGCCAGCGCGGCGGGCCCGGCGGCGGCGGCCGCGGGGGCAUGGGCGGGCGCGGCGGCGGCAUGGGCGGCCGCAGCGGCGGCAUGGAGCGGCGCGGCGGCGGGCCCAUGCGCGGCGGCCCGCCCGGCGCCCGGGAUGCGCCCUACAUGCGCGACCGCGGCAUGGGGCCCAUGGGCGGCCGGGACAUGCGCGGCCCGGCCAUGGGCGGCGGCGGCGGCAUGGGCAUGAGGAACGGCAUGGGCGGCGGCGGCUACGAGCGCGGCGCCGACCGCGGCUUCGGCGGCGGCGGCGGGGGCUACGGGGACGACCGCUACGGCGGGUACGGCGGCGAGGACCGCCGCGGCUUCGCGCUCGCCCGCGACGGCUACGGCGCCGCCCCCAUGUACGACGACCGGCGCGGGGGCUACGCCGCCGAGGACAUGAGCGGGAUGUACGCGGAGGAACGCCGCGCGCCGAUGUACCCCGACGAGCGAGACAUGAUGGACCGACGAGCGCCCAUGCGAGGCGCCAUGCCCAUGUCUGGCGGUUAUGACCGAGGAGCGCCUCCCCGAGCGGCACCCAUGGGCAACGGAGACAUGUUCAGCCGAAGAUCCCCCAUGCGCGCUGGCGCGGGAGCCGGCUAUGACCGGGACCCAUACACUCAACAGUACCCCCCUAUGGGCCGCGGCGGCGGCGGCGCGGCGCGCGGCGCUCGCGACGGCGGGCUCGGCAGGCGGUACUAGGACACGGAGCCUGCACUAGACUAAGCCGUAGCCCGAGACGCGACACGAACAAAUAUACCGUAGUCUUCCGGCCCCGACUCCGAUCCCGGGCUCGCGUACCUAACGAUUAGGAGAUUAUACCGCGCUAGCGGCCCCUAGACAGUAAGUUGAAGACGGUGACCGCUAUGUGAAUCGCUUUGUAAUUUCAAUAAACGAAAAUCAUUUUAACGAGACGGUUUUCAUUUCCCGGUCGAGCUCCGGCGUCCGGCGACAUCUUGACUUGAUUUGUAUAAUUACCGAUUAUAAAGUGAGACUUAAAUGAGAAUAUUGGUAGCGCUGUUGUUUUAAGUUGUAUAUUUUCGUAUGAAUUAAAUUUCGUAGAAUAUCA